UUUUCCCUUCCCUUUCUCCCUCCUCUCCCUGUAGGGCGCCCUGAGCCAUCCAUCCCUCCCACCUCCGAGUGUUUCUAUAGUAAUUUCCAGCCAAUGAUCAGUAGGUGUCCACAUCCCUGCUUCCUCACCUCAGCACCAAUCAGCCACACACAAGCGACAGGAGACACGGACCGAGCGGAGACGCACAAUACAGCCCCCGAUCAAGCGGGAGAGGAAACACCUCAGCCAAAAACACCCUCUGCGAUUUGAAUUUUCACAUUUUCAAACCCCCUCCAGGUCUUGUCUUCUCCCUCCCCGUCUUUUCAAGCCUCUUUGGCUUAUUUGUGGUAACUUUUUUCUCUCCAACGUGACAAGAAAGUCGAUAAAAAUGAUCCUUUUGUUUUGAGCGCACACACUCAGUCGCCCCGCUCUCCUCGGCUGCUUCUGUCUGCGCGUCUUCUCCGCGUCUUUGCCAUUAUUUUUUUUUUCCUCAGCACCCCCCAACACGCAUCGCCUCGCAGUAAUGUGCCGUUACAUGGUCGCAGGCUGGUAGCAUCUUGGGAGCUCUUCUCAACGGGAACCUGCACUGGAGAAGAUAAACCAGGAUGGUAACACAUUGCUGGUAACCAGCUUCAGUUUGACAAAGGCCGCUGUAACCUCACUCUCUCCUCCUAAACGCUGACAACCGCUCCUCAGCCAUGUCUAACAUAAACAAUGCGCUUUGCAUUGAAAACGGACAGAAUGCAGAUGUGUCGCUCUUACAAAAGGAUAAUCUUCAGGAUGGUGGAUUAAGCCAGCUUUUGGAUUAUAACGCAGAAAUGGAAAGGUACAGGUCUUUUGCAAACUUUUAUAAAACCAAUGGGGCAUUUCCACAGACUGCAAAGAUUGCCCGUAUCACGACGCCCAUUUUUCCCAGUGCGAGAAUUGGUAUGUCCCCUUGGAACUGUGAUAACGCCAUGCUCUGGGGAAGGAAAUCAGCGGCAAUAAACCCUAAUAGGACCAGCAUGCAUAGAAAUGACUCCCAGAGGCCGGGGAAGCCUGGCGUGCCGCCAGAGACGCUGCAAAUGGCAAAUAAUAAUUUCCUCUCUACCUUAUCCCCCGAACACUGCAGACCUUUAGCAGGAGAAUGCAUGAACAAGCUGAAAUGCGGCGCUGCUGAAGCAGAGAUAAUGAAUCUCCCAGAACGCGUUGGAACUUUUUCCGCUAUUCCGGCUUUAGGGGGCAUCUCAUUACCUCCCGGGGUCAUCGUCAUGACAGCCCUUCACUCCCCCGCAGCCUCAGCAGCCGUUACAGACAGUGCGUUUCAAAUUGCCAAUCUGGCAGACUGCCCACAGAAUAAUUCCUCAGCAUCCAGUGGAAACCCAGCGAAGAAGAAAAGGAAAAGGUGUGGGGUCUGUGCACCCUGCAGGCGGCUAAUCAACUGUGGUGUCUGCAGCAGUUGUCGGAACCGCAAAACGGGCCACCAGAUCUGCAAAUUUAGGAAAUGCGAGGAGCUGAAGAAGAAGCCAGGCUCAUCGCUGGAGAGGACGCCGGUGAACAACGGCGAAGCUUUUCGGUGGUUCUUUUAGAAAGGCGAGCCGUGGCCGCCCCGUCCAGCAGGAGGGCAGGUGGGACUCUUGACUCUCUGCCAGGAGCACUUCAUGGGUUCACAGGACCCGACACGCCCAACACAUUCGGAGAGGACGAGAGAAGAGAAAGCGGACAGACAAAAAGAUAAAACAUAAUGGUGUUGUUUUAACUCUGUAAUUUACUUUUCUGUGUAAUUAUUGUACCUUUUGACAGUAUCAUAAUGUAUAUUUUUGGUGUCUAUGAAUGUGUUUUCAGUGUUGUGGCUGUGGGUUUUACAGCCAAUCCUAUGUAAAGGACUCAAACAGACAAUCGUACAGUCACACUGAAUCCGUCAAACAGAAGAGGCCACAAUUAUUGAUGAUAUAACGAGCAAAACACACUUCCUUCUGGAGCAAUAAUCUAUUCUGUUGAUUAUUCUUCAACCUCUCCUUUUUUCUGUUGACUUCAAUUAUUUUUAAUGAAACUGGUUCAUAAUCCGGGUUUGUCUUUAAUUCCAUCUGAAAACCAAGUGCUAGCGUUGAGGCUGGAUGUGUCUCACCAAGGGGGACGACGCGACGGAUGGCAGCGGUGCUUCUGUGACGGGCUUGCUGAUGCGUUUCCUUAAUUUGAGUGGACUCGCUGCAGAACAGGGCACAUUGUCUUGUGUGGUGAGCGUCACUUCUUCAAACUCUAAUUGGGCGUCAUUUGAUUGUGACAGCGCCAGAUGUUUAUGGGCGACGCUGCUGUCUGGAGGUCAUUUCUCAAAGAUGAUCCAAGUACAUGUUUUUAACUAAACUACAUAGGUCAACAUACCUUUUUUUGUUUAGUUUUUUUCUUUAUUUGGAUCACUAAAGGUUGUACCUGUCUAAAAGGUAGGGAGCAAUGGCAGUAAGGAAUCGUAGGUUAUGUUGAAAGCAUUCAAAUUUAGAAUUAAACACAGAAUACUACACAUAUUCGACAUAUCAUGUUGUUCUGGAGCUAAAGGAUAGUCUGGACUUUUCCUCUGCAGUCCUUUUACUCCUGCAAAGUAACGUUAAUACAUUCCAAAAACAAAAAUUAUUCAAUAAGUUACUCAUUGUCUUAAACCCUAUUGUUGCAUGUGUAAAUGUGUUUUGGUUUUAAAGAUUACUAAGGAUUUGUAUAUUGUUGUUGUGAUGCUUUUAUGUGUUAAAAUAAAAAAAAAAUGGCUUCAGUAAAA
This is a messenger RNA of Acanthochromis polyacanthus (spiny chromis), 2725 nucleotides long. It is a transcript of the gene cxxc4, whose product is annotated as CXXC finger 4. The coding region runs from base 678 to 1547 and encodes 289 amino acids. The transcript has 3 exons. The record is from RefSeq and is a predicted model, not a curated record. Lineage: Eukaryota; Metazoa; Chordata; Actinopteri; Pomacentridae. Gene Ontology annotation, cellular component: nucleus. Gene Ontology annotation, molecular function: zinc ion binding; methyl-CpG binding.